This is a messenger RNA of Striga asiatica, 1134 nucleotides long. The record is from the annotation of a GenBank genome assembly. NCBI's taxonomy places the organism in Eukaryota, Viridiplantae, Streptophyta, Magnoliopsida, Lamiales, Orobanchaceae.
UAUCUUUUAACGUCGGACACGUGUCCCGGUAUCGCCACCUCAACAACCGUAUACGCAACAAAAUCCAUUUUUUCCGAAAAGAAAAAAUAUUCAAACAAAAGUAUGACACUUCCGGCGCUAUUAGUGACGGCGACGAAACUAGCCGGAGCUCUAGUCUCCGUUACCGUCGUCGCCAACACUUUCUCCUUCUCCCGCUUCAAACGGAAAAGCUUGGCCCCCUUCGAAUCCCCAAUCGACGAGUCCGCCGAUAUUCUCGCUGAAUUCAACAUUAAUCCCACCUCCGAAGGAGAAAAAGGCUUCUUUUUCGGGCUAGCAACAGCACCGGCCCAUGUGGAAGACAGGCUCAAUGAUGCCUGGCUCCAAUUUGCAGAGGAAAACCCGUGUGAUCAGCCCGAAUCGCAGAAGGCUGGCCCGGAGCCUGCAGAUGCAGUUUUGGGCUCGGCCUCAGCAGAUGGUGGGGCCCAGCGUGGCCCACUGCUCGAUAGGGAAAGCAGCAGGAGCAUGAAGAGGAAGAAGAAGCUGAGGCUGGCUAUGGAAGCAAGUAUUCGAGGAUUUGAGAAGUAUGAGGAAAGUGAAGAGCCUGAGUCGGGCGAGGGGUGCCACCACACAGUCGCAUCAUGGCAUAACGUCCCGCAUCCUAACUACACCUGUGUUUGGGGUGUGCCCAUCCUUGGUUACUUGUUCUGGACCAUAUCAGAUAACUGGGAAUGGGCUGAUGGGUAUGGGCCCAAGUUCGGGCUUGUGGCAGUUGACCGUUUCCAUAAUCUUGAGCGGAGCCCACGCCCGUCCUAUGAUUUGUUUUCAAAGAUUGUAAAGUCGGGCAAAAUAGAACGUCUGGACAGAACACGAGCUUGGCGCGAACUUCAAUCAGCUGCUAAGGAGCGUAAAAAAAGACCGUUUUACCGUGCAGUUAACAAACACGGCCUGAUGUAUGCUGGGGGGCUCGACAAACCCAUCUUGCGGCCUUAUAUUGUCCGGGAUUGGAGGUUUGGACAUUAUGAAAUGGAAGGUUUGCAGGACACGUUGAGCCGUAUGGCGAGAUUCGUCCUACGACCUUUCUCACUCAAGAAGAAAGCAAAACCUCUUAAUGAUUAUGAGGAGUUGGCUCUUGAGCCACUUCAUGGUAUUGUGUAG